AUGACUGCUAAGCGAAAGAGUAUCCACCGUAGCACUAGACCUGUUCUAUGGGCCCUGCUGGAAGACCGUAUUCUUAGUGAGCUUCGCGAAUCUCGAGCUCACUUUAUCGACAAGUAUCUCUCAGGGUCUUUGAAUUUGUCACAGAUUCCAGCCCCGAGCUGCUUGGAGGAUGUUGGUUUCAUGCCGGCGCCUCGACCUUACGGAGACUCGGGAACAAAUAAACUUGUUAAGGAAUUGCAAGCACUUCCCCACUGGAAUGCGCAAAAGGUGUUCAAAGAUGUGAUAAAAUUGUUACGUAAAUCGUUCGCCGUAUCAGGCGUUUCUAUAUCCCUCAUGGAGACGAACAAACAAGUAGUGAAGUUUGAAUCUUCCUUCGGCCUUGAUCAUGUCCCUCGUACGGUGUCAAUUGACGGACAUGCUAUUUUGUCCAAAGAUUAUUUUGUUCUUUUGGACACCACCAAAGAUUGGAGAACGAGAAACAAUCCUUUUGUCACGGGUCCACCUAGGAUCAGGUUUUACUGCGGUGUUCCUCUUAUUUGCAAUGAUAUUGCUGUUGGGGUCUUGGCUAUAUUUGAUCCCUUUCCCAAAUCCUCAUUUGAUACCAGGCUUACAAGAGAGUUACAGAAGCAUUCUUCUGAAUUGAUACAGUUCUUGUUGUCACCCUACGACGUAUCAAUGACUGCUAUCGACACGGCAGAUGAAUUGAAAGAAUUGCAAAGAAGAUUCGGACGAGCUACCAGCCGAGGUUCGGAAAUGCUGGUUUACGAAAAAGAUGGCUCUGGCAGUUCAUACGCCCAAAAUCAGAAGUUGCGCUUUCAAAGGUUGGAUUCAGCGAGCAAAGAUGAAGAAAUGAACAGGAUUCUCUGGAGAAAGCUAGCCAACGCGGCAAGUCUCCGAACUGCUGCUACUGUUUUGACCAAAACCUUGUUGAUCAGCCACAAGUUAGACAUGGUGGUUGUUUUGGAGCUUCGAAUCACCGAACUCUACAGUAUAAGCAGCACUUACUUUCCAUAUCUGGGUAAAGUAGAUGCCGACUCAUAUAGAUAUCGUGACAUGCUCGCAAGAAAACCUGGCACUAAGGAUGUCAUGACGAGGUUGAUGGGAAGUUAUGGAGGAUCUCAAACAGCUACUUUUGACAGCACCAUGAUUGAAAGGGCUUCUUAUUCUCAAGUCGGAAUGUUUUACAAGAAUUUGCGAGGCCACACCACGUAUAACAGCGGGAUCAUCAUGCCAUUUCACAAGCAAAAAACUCGCUUAUCAAAGUGUCCUUCAAACCAAAACGAGGAGCCCAUUAGUGUUCAGCUGCGCUCCGGAGCGUAUUUGAUUGCCUUGUUCAGCCAAGAUCCGAGUUAUGACUUCAGCGCAGGUGUAAUCGAUGCCGCGUAUAACGGAGCAAUGUUGUUACGCCGGAUCUACAUCGACACAUAG
Molecule: messenger RNA, 1428 nt
Organism: Meyerozyma guilliermondii ATCC 6260
Lineage: Eukaryota; Fungi; Ascomycota; Pichiomycetes; Serinales; Debaryomycetaceae
Exons: 1
Coding region: 1-1428 (475 amino acids)
Molecular function (GO): protein binding
Source: RefSeq, a predicted model, not a curated record